ACCGCGCUUCUUUCUUUUCUUUAGGAAGAUGCUUACAAAUAAGGUUAAAAAUAAGAAACGCUGGAUAUGGAACUAAUCAGCAUGGGGAAGGGGCUUGGGACUAUUGUAUCUGGAAAGUCCCCCCCAUUCUAUCACUUAUUAAUUCAACAUUUACUGAGCGCCUACUGUGUGCCUGAGAGUCAAGGAUAAACACUGGCGUGACAGCGAUGCUGCCUUCCCAGCCCCGUUUGUCCCAGGGCCAUGUCUCCCUUCUUGGCCCCUGGAAGCAUUUGCUGCGUGCUUGCUGUGGAGGAAGCACAUGCUCAGUGCUUCAGGCUGCUUUCCUGCCUUUGGCAAGUGAUCAUACACAUCCCUGUGUUCACCUUUUUAUAGAAUCUUCUAUUCCUGGGAAAAGUUUUAGAACAUUAGCUAUAUAAUUUCGCUCUUUUUGCCUCACCCAGGAUCCCCCAUCCAGAUAUCCUUAACCAAAAUCAGGCUUCACUAUUUAGACAGCACAAAGGGAGACUGAUUGGCUCAGCCCAGGAAUCUACUACGGAAUUGUGUGCACCCAGGUCAGAGCCCUAUCACCCCCUAACUAUGCCAGGAGGGUGGGCAUUGCAGCCAGUUAUCCACAGCCUGUCAAGCUACAGUUCAGAAGCAUGUGCAGAGAUGUCCCCCUUCAGGCUCAACCUUCCUUGAGGAUGGAGAGUGGCCUUUCACCCCAUUACAGACACUUGAUUGGAUGGUGAGAAAAGGAAAGACUCCUGUGAGAAGAGAGAGAGCAGGAUGAGCAGAAGGAUCUAUGCUUGAAGUUGAGUCACUUGAAAAAGAUCUCUUUGAAUGUGGAAGAGAUCUGAGCAGAUGAAAAUACAAUCAGGAAAAUGCAAUAUGGCAGCAGCGAUGGAAACAGAACAGCUGGGUGUUGAGAUCUUUGAAACUGCAGAGUGUGAGGAGAAUAUUGAAUCACAGGAUCGGCCUAAAUCGGAGCCGUUUUAUGUUGAGCGAUACUCCUGGAGUCAGCUUAAAAAGCUGCUUGCUGAUACCAGAAAAUAUCAUGGCUAUAUGAUGGCUAAGGCACCACAUGAUUUUAUGUUUGUGAAGAGGAAUGAUCCAGAUGGGCCUUAUUCGGACAGAGUCUAUUACCUUGCUAUGUCUGGUGAGAACAGAGAAAAUACACUGUUUUAUUCUGAAAUUCCCAAAACCAUCAAUAAAGCAGCAGUCUUGAUGCUGUCUUGGAAGCCUCUUUUGGAUCUUUUUCAGGCAACACUGGACUAUGGAAUGUAUUCUCGAGAAGAAGAACUAUUAAGAGAAAGAAAACGCAUUGGAACAGUUGGGAUUGCUUCUUAUGAUUAUCACCAAGGAAGUGGAACAUUUUUAUUUCAAGCUGGUAGUGGAAUUUAUCAUGUAAAAGAUGGAGGGCCACAAGGAUUUACUCAACAACCCUUACGGCCGAAUUUAGUGGAAACUAGCUGUCCUAACAUUCGGAUGGAUCCAAAAUUAUGCCCAGCUGACCCAGACUGGAUUGCUUUUAUACAUAGCAAUGAUAUUUGGAUAUCCAACAUUGUAACCAGAGAAGAAAGGAGACUCACCUACGUGCACAAUGAGCUAGCCAACAUGGAAGAGGAUCCCAGAUCAGCUGGAGUUGCUACCUUUGUUCUUCAAGAAGAAUUUGAUAGAUAUUCUGGCUAUUGGUGGUGUCCAGAAGCUGAAACAACUCCCAGUGGCAGCAAAAUUCUUAGAAUUUUAUAUGAAGAAAAUGAUGAAUCCGAGGUGGAAAUUAUUCAUGUUACAUCCCCUAUGUUGGAAACAAGGAGGGCAGAUUCAUUUCGUUAUCCUAAAACAGGCACAGCAAAUCCAAAAGUCACUUUUAAGAUUUCGGAGAUAAUGAUUGAUACUGAAGGAAGGAUUAUAGAUGUCAUAGAUAAGGAACUAAUUCAGCCUUUUGAGAUUCUGUUUGAAGGAGUUGAAUAUAUUGCCAGAGCUGGAUGGACUCCACAGGGAAAAUAUGCUUGGUCCAUCCUACUAGAUCGCUCCCAAACUCGCCUACAGAUAGUGUUGAUCUCUCCUGAAUUAUUUAUCCCAGUAGAAGAUGAUGCCAUGGAAAGACAGAGACUCAUUGAGUCAGUGCCUGACUCUGUGACACCACUGAUUAUCUAUGAAGAAACAACAGACAUCUGGAUAAAUAUCCAUGACAUCUUUCAUGUUUUUCCCCAAAGUCAUGAAGAUGAAAUUGAAUUUAUUUUUGCCUCUGAAUGCAAAACAGGUUUCCGUCAUUUAUAUAAAAUUACAUCAAUUUUAAAGGAGAGCAAAUAUAAACGAUCCAGUGGUGGGCUGCCUGCUCCAAGUGAUUUCAAGUGUCCUGUCAAAGAGGAAAUAGCAAUUACCAGUGGUGAAUGGGAAGUUCUUGGCCGGCAUGGAUCUAAUAUCCAGGUUGAUGAAGCCAGAAAGCUGGUAUAUUUUGAAGGCACCAAAGACUCUCCUUUAGAACAUCACCUGUAUGUUGUCAAUUAUGUAAAUCCUGGAGAAGUGAUGAGGCUGACUGACCGUGGCUAUUCCCACUCUUGCUGCAUCAGCCAGCAUUGUGACUUCUUUAUAAGUAAGUAUAGUAAUCAGAAGAAUCCACACUGUGUGUCCCUUUACAAGCUAUCAAGUCCUGAAGAUGACCCAACUUGCAAAACAAAGGAAUUUUGGGCCACCAUUUUGGAUUCAGCAGGUCCUCUUCCUGACUAUACUCCUCCAGAAAUAUUCUCUUUUGAAAGUACUACUGGAUUUACAUUGUAUGGGAUGCUGUACAAACCUCAUGAUCUACAACCUGGAAAGAAAUACCCCACUGUCCUGUUCAUAUAUGGUGGUCCUCAGGUGCAGUUGGUGAAUAAUCGGUUUAAAGGAGUCAAGUAUUUCCGUUUGAAUACUCUAGCUUCUCUGGGUUAUGUGGUUGUAGUGAUAGACAACAGGGGAUCCUGUCACCGAGGGCUGAAAUUUGAAGGCGCCUUUAAAUAUAAAAUGGGUCAAAUAGAAAUUGAUGACCAGGUGGAAGGACUCCAGUAUCUAGCUUCUCGAUACGAUUUCAUUGACUUAGAUCGUGUGGGUAUCCAUGGCUGGUCCUAUGGAGGGUACCUCUCCCUGAUGGCAUUAAUGCAGAGGUCAGAUAUCUUCAGGGUUGCUAUUGCUGGGGCCCCAGUCACUCUGUGGAUCUUCUAUGAUACAGGCUACACGGAACGUUAUAUGGGUCACCCUGACCAAAAUGAACAGGGCUACUACUUAGGAUCUGUGGCCAUGCAAGCAGAAAAGUUCCCCUCUGAACCAAAUCGUUUACUGCUCUUACAUGGAUUCUUGGAUGAGAAUGUCCAUUUUGCACACACCAGUAUAUUGCUGAGUUUUUUAGUGAGGGCUGGAAAGCCAUAUGAUUUACAGAUCUAUCCUCAGGAGAGACACAGCAUAAGAGUUCCUGAAUCUGGAGAACAUUAUGAACUGCAUCUUUUGCACUACCUUCAAGAAAACCUUGGAUCACGUAUUGCUGCUCUGAAAGUGAUAUAAUUUUGACCUGUGUAGAACUCUGGUAUACACUGGCUGUUUAACCAAAUGAGGAGGUUUAAUCAAUAGGGAACAUAGAAUUGAUCAUCACAUUUUGGUACCUGCCACAUAACAUCUACUUCUGAAAGUAUGUUUGGUGCCAUGCAGGCAUCUACAGCUUGUGGAUAGUAAUCUAAUACCUUAACCAUACCCAUGCAGAAUUUGAAUGACACAUUUAUUUCUAAGGGACCCAGCAAAACCUUGAGUAAUUCUCAAGGUUUUGCUGGGUCCCUUAGAAAUAUGUGAUUAGCAUAUAAGACAUUUAUUAGCACCAUGUAUCCAUACUACCUUAUUUUCUCUUUUUAACAGCAUUAUAAACCUCAUGGACUUAAUUAGUAUAUUUUUACAGUAUACUUCUGAGUUUGUUAAAUUAUGAUGAUAUUAGUGAUUGGUUUGGUUCAAUUCCAGAAUCUCUGACUAGUUACAGAUUUGAUAGCACUUAAAUGUAAUUGAAUAGCUUAUGCUUCAUUGCUUGGGAUGUAUCCAGCAUGUUAUGAACUAAUCUAUAUUAAAUCUAUGACUUAACCAGUCAUUAAUGAUUUUCUAAGGAAAACUUAGUGGCCUCCUAAAGACACUUAUUUUGUUUCAUUCAGGCUCUGACCAGUUUUUAGCCAAUUUAAACUGUAUCUAGUAUAAAUAGUUCUCUUUGAUGAUAUGACAGAGUGGAUUUUUCCUUUUACAUAAAGGCAAGUAACUGUAUAUGUAGCAUGGGUUUAAUUAGUCUUAUAAUAUUGAUAAUUACAGGCAGAAAAAUUUUAAUCAAAUGAUUAGAGCUUAAAUAUUUGCAGGCAAUUUCUUUUCCUUUGGGAAAAGGAAAAAGUACACAUUCACUUGUAUUCUUCAGAAAAUUUAGUGAUGCCAGUUUUCACUGGGUAUUUCCUUAUUAAAAUGUUCCAGGGUUUUAGGGAGAUGGAAGGGAAUCUGGGAAGGGUGGGGGAGACCUGGGUGCAGAGAAUGACAGGGAGAGGAGAAGGCAAGGGUAUGCUUAAGAAGUAAGCAGAAGUAUAAUUUGACCAAAAAAUACUCAUGAAAAAGUUGGGAAAGUGAAAUUCAAACUCAUAGAAUGUUAGUUAAGGAAAUCAGAAUUAAGAAAUUAUUCUCUUCACAACACAGUUAUAGACUAAUGUUAUUCAGGGGAGGAAAAGUUCCUUAAGAGUUACUUUUAUAAUUCUAAAUUCUAAUUUUUUGUUACUUUCUUAAUUUUGGAAACCUUAAUCCUUUAUCCUUUUUAAAUUAUUUGAGCAUAAUUUAGAUACUGUGAGCUUAAAAUAAAGAGGUUUUCAGACAACCUCUUUACCAUAAACUGACCCUGACAGGCCAUGUCUCUUUUUCAGUGUUCAAAGCCUAUAAGCAGUUUCUUGAGUGGCUAUGACAUUUUCCUGGGUUAGCCCUAGCUCUUGACUAAGGGAGCUCAUAGACUUUCAGGUGCUAAUUGGGAUCUGUCCCCUUAGAGUCCUGCGGUGCUAGAUGGGUCACAUUGGAGCCAGUGGCGGAGGAGGCAUCUAUGAGUUUGACCCUUUUUAUCACAAGCCUCAGUGUUUGAAAAGUUGUUACUAGUACUUUUAAACAACGCUCCAAGAAUAAUUGCUUUUUCUUUCUCACCACUACACAGAGAGUGGAUUUCUCCCAUAGAGAGCACAGCCUCCAUUAGCAAGGGUGGUGACAGCAUCAGAGGUGAACUUCAUCACUGAGGGCCAGGUGGGAUAUGGGGGAAGUCCAGAAAUGGCAGGGCAACCCGGUGGUUCUGUCCUUGGAAAGGGGAUUGGGUUUGGGUUUGUGUAUUUAUACUGUAUAAUAGGUGCCACACUUUUCCCUUUUGUCUGUGUAUGUAUUGAUUUUGUUUAUGAUAUUUUCCCAUGCCGUGAUUUGUUUAUAUUUUUUCAAUGUUAAAUUAAAUUGAUUUGGGUAACUUUUCUUCCCCAGGAAAAUAUUUUCCCCCAUGACUUAAAAAGGUGGCUUUUGUGGACUAGCUGGCCUCCAAGGUUCUAUCCUUAUAUAAUAAGCAAAGUAAAAAUGGUAUGAACAAUGGCUUUUAGACAGCUACUCAUUUGAAACCUCUUGCCCGUUUUAAGGCUCUUUCUUCAAAAUGACUUCUCUUAUUUUCCCAAAACAAACCUUAAAGAACCUUAUAUACUCUUGAAUUCACAGGUUUUCCUUUUGCAUCUUGCCUUCUCCUUUCCUCCUAUCAUUAAGGAAUGCUUCUGUUAUCACUCCCAGUCAUUUAAAUGCCAUUCUCCACCUUUAGGGGGAAAAAAUACCUGACUGAAUUCCCUUGUAGAAAGACAGCUUGAUUGAAUUUGAUUUUUUAAACCGAUGUGGAAAACAUCAUAAUCAAUUCAAGCAAUCAAUAGAAAUCUUGCUAAAUCUCUUGGUACCUUGUCAAUGGGUAACAAGUAACAACUUAAAAGACAGGAAUAUAUAAAAGUAGUGGCGGUUUUGGUGAGAGCCAAAAAGCACUAGGUUAAACAUCAAAUAGGGGUUUUGUAGGCUUGAUAAAUGGGUACACUUGAUCAACCAUCAACAGAUAGAGUUGCUUGUACAUUGUUGAGCAGUGGGACUCAAAGUCUAAGAUUCAUCUGGGAUGCUUACUAAAAGAAAUGAGGUCUUGAACCGCACUCGUAGAAAUUUGGAUUCAGUUGAUUUGGGUGGAGACCAGGAAUCAGCAUUUCCAACAGGUUUUCCAGGUGAUUCUAAAGCAAGUCCUUUGUGUGCCACUUGAAGAAACUCUUCCAUAGAGAAUGGAGUUGGAGUAAGAAAAUAAUAGGUGAUUUUUACACUGGACUGCUUUACAUGAACCUAAAACAGUAGUCAAGACAGCUGCUCAUCUAUAACUAUGGUCCCUUCUCACUCUGAAAGCAGAAACUAUCUUUAAGUGUAUAUCCCUUUUGUCUGGAGAUUCUUUUUGGAAUGAAGGUUUUUCCCUCUAUGCCAUUCCUGGCUAGUUUCCAAAGCCUCAUGCAAGAGGAUGAAGUCACAAAGCAUGUGUUACUUUUUAAAACAAUGAGAUACAGACAUCGAUGCUUACUUUUUUUUAACUACUUGUUUUAUUUCUUACAGAAGGUUGGUAUCACGCCUCUCUGUAACAUCGUUCUCUCUUUAGGUGGAAUGAUUCCUAUAAGAUCUCUCAUUAUUAUAGAAUCAUACAUUUUUAAGCUAUUAUAUCUUGGAUAUAAUCUAAUGUUCUCAUUUGUUAGAGGAGGAACCUAUAUAUUAGAGAGAGAAGGAAAUAUACCCAUGGCCACACAGCCAGUUAGUGUUCAGUUGGUACUAGACUCCAUCCAGAUGUCCUGACUCAUGGUAGUUAAAUGAUAUGUAGAAAAGGCAAAUUUUUAAAAAGUAUUUAUUAAUAUAUUCCUAUGAAACAUUUUGAAUAUAACAUAAAAUGGUUAAUUUUUCCAUUCUAAAGUAAAUGCUAAGCAUGCUUAUUAAUGAAGCAGUACUUCUAAUUAGUAUAUGACAUUCUGAAGUUAAUUAAAAUUGUUAUACUAAAUAUGUCUUUCCUUGGUGUAGUGUGGAGAUUUGAGGAUUGGGAUAUAGAGUAGUGCUUGCUUAAGCCUGGGAGCCCAAUUCAUAGCUAUUUGAAGUAAGAAAAGAGACAUGGCCCUAUCUAAACUAAGACAUGUAAGGUGAGCGUCCAUUCCCAGCAGACAUAAAGGAAUAAGGAAACUUCCCUGACUUCACCCUCCCAGCCCCUCCCAACCUCAUCUAUCCAUCUCGCAGCCUAAAAUAUGGAGAAGUGUUAGUGCAAGGUGCUGGUUCCUGCUUUUCUUACUUUGUCAAGAGACAGCUCUAGGUAAUCAUUUCAGAAGUCCCUCACAGACAGAAAAAGUAGUGUUUGUAUGUUUGUUUUUAAAUAACCCAAAUACAAAUUUAUGUUGUAUUCAGCACAAUUGGAGUUCAGGUCUUUAAUUUUAGAACAUAAAGUGCCUGCUGUUUUAAGCAUUGACUUGUAUAAAAAGAAUUGCAUGUCUCACACCAGUAAGUUUAUGGGUUUUCUCAUUUUCAGCUACAUAGCUUUUAAUCAUGUAAAGCGAAACAUUAGUUUUGUUGCGUUUUAUUACAGGUUCUUUGUUGCAAUAAAGAUGCUGCUAAAAUUAA
Messenger RNA from Hipposideros armiger (great roundleaf bat), 7650 nucleotides. RefSeq names its product dipeptidyl peptidase 8 (gene DPP8). Gene Ontology annotation, biological process: proteolysis. Bases 820 to 3516 code for a protein of 898 amino acids. Gene Ontology annotation, molecular function: dipeptidyl-peptidase activity; serine-type peptidase activity. NCBI's taxonomy places the organism in Eukaryota, Metazoa, Chordata, Mammalia, Chiroptera, Hipposideridae. The transcript is spliced from 22 exons. The record is from RefSeq and is a predicted model, not a curated record.